AUGGUAGCGCCCGCUGUCCCAGAAAUUCAUGAGGAGGAGGAUAUCUAUGUCGCGGUCGAUGCGCGGACAGAGUCAUUGCAGAGCCUCAGAGAACUGGGGCCCCCGGAUCUGGUAUAUUUGGUGAAGCAGCCGAAGGCCAAUUCCACCCGUCAGACCGGUGUGUACCACCAUGUGACCGGAAUCGAUGCCUCGUCGUCCGCUAGCCUCGCCGCCUAUGUCAACACUCUCACCUUCUCCCCACUCGACAAGACUCAUAAGGUUGUUUCUGGAAUAUAUUGCUGCUACAACGCAUUCUCCCAUUUGGACAUGCGAGUUGAGGUGAAGAUCCCCGGAAGCUUGGAAAGUUACUGCAUUGAUGAGCGCGGAGACAAGCGAGUGGCCACCGAGGCCCUUUGGCUAGAGACAUUCCUCUGUGCAGUCUUGCGGGCUUAUCAGUAUGCCGAUGAUGGAAGUGGAGACGCCAUCAAGAAGAUUGUUGGUGUCAGGCGAUUCAACCCGGUCACAAACACAGAGAUGGAGCACAAAUUCUUGGAUGCUGCUGAAAAGCUGUUCUUCCUGGGUCGCCAACUCAGCUCCGACCCGGAAACCCAAGUUCCCAACACUGUGACCAAUCACCUGACAUCUGGUAUCCUGAAAUACAUCUACACUACCGGUCGUUAUACUUCUGGUAUUAAUCUCUUCGAAAAGCUACGCACACGGGACGUUGAGGUUUCAUCCUUGUUGGCUCGGGUUCAAUUGAUGGCAGACGAGGAGGUACAAGCAGUGCGAUUGAUGUACGACGCUCUGCAAGAUGUCCCGAUGGACUACUCUUUGCUGGAUUGCCAAGCCGCUUUCUGCCAGGACAAGGGUGAGGGCGAGAUGGCUUUGGAGUGCGCCAAGCGAGCAGUUACCGCUGCGCCUAGCGAGUUCAGCACCUGGGCUCGCUUGGCAGAAGUUUACGUUGGGCUGGAGCAAUGGGAUCUGGCCCUUCUUACCCUCAACUCCUGUCCCAUGUUCACUUACCAGGAUAAGGACACACCACGCAUGCCUCAGCCCUCGCGCAUUAUGCUCCCAAUCCUUUCUGAAAGCAUGCUUGAUGAGAUUGACGAAGGUCAGCCAAAACAGGGAGACCCUCACGACUAUGUCCACCCCUCUCUGCGGAAGUUGCACGCGGCAAGCUACCAAGGAACCUUCCUUAAAGCCUACAACCUGCUCACCAAGAUUGCCGCUGCGAUCGGGUGGGACCAACUUUUGAAGGUCCGCAGCGAGGUCUUCGUCAUGGAAGAGGAAUACCGUGUUGAGCGACACCAUGUUCCGAAGCCUGCUCAAUCUCACGACGCUGAAACCAACGGAGAAGAGGCCGAUGAUGCCGAGAAGGAGGACAAUGAAGAAGACACUGGCUCGGUCUCUGGCCCUGCUGAGUCUGCUGCUGCGACCAAUGGCAAUGGGGAAGAGGCAGCUGCCCAGAGCCACAUUGAACGCCCUGAGCAAACAGUGGCAUCCGAGGUUGUCAAGUCCGGAAGUGACGACCCCGAUCCUUCUCAUAGCGCCUACACACAAUUCCAGAACAAACGGCUGUGUGAGCGGUGGUUGGACAACCUGUUUAUGGUGCUGUACGAAGACCUCCGGAUUUAUACCAUUUGGCGCACUGAGAUGGCCCAGUUUCGCCAACAGGCGAUGGAAUACAAGAAGUCCGCGACCGAGUGGGAAAUCCUGGGUGAGCUCGCAGAGCGCCUACACCACUUUGACGAGGGCAUUGAAGCUUAUCAGAAUUGCCUGGCCAUCCGGUUUUCGCCUAAGGCGAUGCGAGGCCUCCUGAAGCUCUACGAGCAAAGGAACGACACCCGGGCCAUGCUUGGUGCACUGAUCCGUUUGAUCGCUUGGCAAUAUCGCUGGUACUCUGAGUUCUCUCCGGAUCUGCUCUACGUGGUGCGCAAGCUCAUUGAGGAUGAGGGUGCUGUUAAGGUACGCAGUAUCGUGCAGGCCACUAACCUACCCCAACCGGUUCUCGAUCUUACCCAUCAGUACUGCCAACUCUGUGCCACGUUUCGGAGCAGUGGCAGUGACACUUGA
Penicillium argentinense is the source of this 2052-nucleotide messenger RNA. Its product is annotated as ChAPs family protein. The record is from RefSeq and is a predicted model, not a curated record. Gene Ontology annotation, cellular component: exomer complex. Lineage: Eukaryota; Fungi; Ascomycota; Eurotiomycetes; Eurotiales; Aspergillaceae. The coding region runs from base 1 to 2052 and encodes 683 amino acids. Gene Ontology annotation, molecular function: protein binding. The transcript has 7 exons. Gene Ontology annotation, biological process: Golgi to plasma membrane transport.